AUGCCUCCCAUUCCUCCUCCCAGUUACUUGCUUCAAUUCCACGAGGACUUCGUUUCCAAAAUUACCCUUGCAUUUUAUAACAUUUGCAAAAAUGACACUAAACCCAACCAGUCACAGUGGUCGUCCCCGCAAUUACAGCCAAGUGUCAGUGGUAGUUUAGGGAAUUCAGUGUGUUUUACAGUUCAGGGUUUGCCUCGGAUUCAGAUUCUCGUGCUGAAUUUCUCCUCUAAAUUUGGUAUAUUUGUCUCUGCUGUAAAGGACUGCAGAUCCAGAGAACUUUCUUCCAGACAUCAGGGUACAAUGCGUGCACCAUCAUUGCUUGCACAGUGUUUGCCUGGCUUGGUGCCUCAUGAAAAAGGAAGUCAUAACGUGUCUUCCAUUUCUGAGAGAGAGCCACAUCUCCCUUCACCAGCUGUUGAGAUUGUCCCUUCAAAGACAGCUCACCCAUAUAAGUAUGCGGGCGAGAAUAUUGAAUUGCAAGGACUCAAUGUGUUCAAGGGAAGAGUUAGUGUUUCUGAUAUCAUCGGCUUCAAUAGUUCAGAAAUGAUCUCAAAACCCGAUGGGCAUCUGAAAUCUUGGGAUAGCUCCAUUGAUCUUGUUAAUGUCCUUAAACAUGAGAUUCGAGAUGGGCAACUUAGCUUUCGAGGAAAAAGGGUGGUUGAGCUAGGUUGCAACUAUGGCCUUCCAGGGAUUUUUGCAUGCCUGAAGGGAGCUUCCACUGUGCACUUUCAAGACCUUAAUGCAGAAACUAUAAGAUGUACAACUAUACCAAAUGUCCUUGCCAAUCUUGAGCAGGCUCGAGACAAGCAGAGUCGACAGCCAGAGAGCCCCCUGACUCCAUCAAGACAAACUCUGACCCAGUCAGUGCACUUUUAUGCUGGUGACUGGGAAGAACUUCCCACUGUCUUGUCUGUUGUGAGGAAUGAUGGGUUUGAAGCGACAACAGGAAUGCAUCUAAGCUUCUCUGAGGAGGAUUUUAUGGAUGGAUGUAGCAGCCAAGAUGGUAGCAUCUUGGCACAAGAAUCUUCUUCAAGGCGAUCGAGGAAGCUUUCAGGAAGCCGGGCAUGGGAGAGGGCUAGCGAGACAGAACAAGGAGGUGGAUAUGAUAUUAUCCUGAUGACAGAGAUCCCAUAUUCGUUGACCUCGUUGAAGAAGUUCUACGGUCUCAUAAAAAAGUGUUUGAGGCCCCCAUAUGGAGUGCUGUACUUGGCCAUGAAAAAGAAUUACGUUGGCUUCAACAGCGGAGCUCGGCACUUGAAAAGCCUGGUAGAUGAAGAAGGCAUUUUUGGAGCCCAUUUAGUGAAGGAGAUGUCUGAUAGAGAUGUAUGGAAAUUUUUUCUCAAGUGA
Molecule: messenger RNA, 1347 nt
Organism: Prunus armeniaca (apricot)
Lineage: Eukaryota; Viridiplantae; Streptophyta; Magnoliopsida; Rosales; Rosaceae
Source: the annotation of a GenBank genome assembly